AUGACGAAGGGAUACCAGACAUAUAGCACGCACAUCCUUCGUUUCGGCGCCCUGCCCCCCUCCCCCCCCCUCCCCAUCCCGAGGUGGAGAUCAAGCCGGCUCCAUCGUCCUUCUGCGAUGAAGGCUUCCUCGUCUCCACAGCAGCGUGGGCAGCAGGAGGCGAAGCAGCAGGGGGUGAAGCAGCAGGAGGUGAAGCAGCAGGAGGUGAAGCAGCAGGACUUUCCUGGCUUCGCACCCAUUGACAGACAUGUCGAGCCUUUGCUCGCGUCCGGCGCAUUCGAUGGCCAUCUGGUGUUUGGCAUGAGCUUCCUCGGGUUUUCUGAUCAGGCCUGCAAGGAAUGCCGUCGGAGGAAGGCUCGAUGUAACCGUGCGUUGCCGACUUGCGACCCGUGUGUCAAGUAUCGCCGGCAUUGCCUCUAUGAAAAGCAUUCCCGGACACCUCUCACCCGCAAGCAUCUCACCGAGGUGGAGGCACGGCUGGAACGAGCAGAGCUUCUCUUGAAGCACAUGCGCAAUUUGGUGCCUCCUCACUUGAGGACUUGGGAGAGGCAAGAUGCCGCCCCGCAACCAUCUGCUGCUUCCUCCCACCAUCAACAUCAAUUUCCGGAUCCAGCAUUCAAUUUCUCAAGUGCCGUGCAUCCGGGCACCGCCAAUUCUACUCAUCCAUCUCACGGCACUCCAGAGUGUGAUGCCAAGUCCUUCGCAGCACCCUCGGCGACGUCGCCAGCCAGGCAAGCAAAAGUAGACCCGCGUCAAGAAUCUCGCCGGCCCCCUGAUCCCGAUCAACAACGAAUGCUAGAGGGACCUCCUCUUGAGGACUUUGAAUGGAGCGAGAUCGACUCGGCAUCCGCGUCUUUUCUCUCUGCUGAAGUCGCCGGGGAGGGAGUUGGCGGGGGGGACGGCGGAAACGUUGCAGACGACAGUCCGUUGGCCGAUGGCAUGGCAUCGCUUAGCUUGAAUGAAGGCGAAUCGGGAUAUCUCGGCGUGGCGUCGGGCGCAGCACUGUUGAGACUUUUCGAUCCACAAACACGGAGACGGACAAGAGCAAGAUCGCCGAGACCUGAUUCCAAGCCGUCCUUCAAGGCCUCACUGGCGCCGCUGCCCAACUGCAACCAACACAUUACCGACUUCAUGCUUGAUUCCUUUUUCCGCCUCUACCACGUCUGCUAUCCCAUCGUCCAUGAGCCAACCUUUCGCGCCCAGUACAGCGGGCUGAUACCCAGGCCGAAUGGAGCAUAUUGGACGGCUCUUGCUUACGUUGUUGCCGCCAUCGGGACGUGGUCCUCGGCAGAAUCGUCGGCAGGCACGCUCGACGUGGCCCUCUUUUCUCACGCGAGGUCUAUUCUGGGAUGCAACUUUCUCGAAGUCGGAAACCUUAGCCUUCUGCAGGCACUUGUGCUCGCGUCCAACUACCAACAGAAGCGGGACAAGCCAAACUCGGGCUACAACUACCUGGGGCUCAGUGGUCGCAUGGCGAUGGGUCUCGGUCUUCACAAAGAGUUCCCAGGAUGGAACAUCCCGCCGCUGGACAUGGAGAUUCGCAGGCGGGUUUGGUGGAGCCUCUGUUCCUUUGACAGCGGUGCCAGCAUCACGUUUGGACGACCAGAUGUGUGGCCGUACAGGGGCGUGGAGCUUGCGUUUCCGUUGAACGUAAAGGACGAGGACCUCACCGCGGCUUCGCUGUCGUACCCGGCCGAAAGCAACCAAGUCACGCCAUACACGGCCAUCGCAACCCAAGCUCGGUUCCACAUUGCGGCGCUCGGAUGCUACGAAAAGGUCAUCUCAAAGUCCUUCUCCACGGCCGAGGAGAUGCUUCGUCUAGACUCGUCCCUCAUCGAUCCCUGGAAGGCCAGCGUUCCAGCCUACUUUGCCGAGGGCACCACCGUACCACGGCUGUAUGCCCUUCCGCAAGCCAUAAUGGGAUGGCGUCUACGAAACUUGCGCAUAAUCAUGUAUCGGCCAUUCGUCAUACGCCGAGCGUUGAGAGGGAGGCCUGACUCAGACGAAGCUAGCAUUUUGGCUUAUGAGAAAUGUUUGGCGAAUGCAAAGUCAACCAUUGAGAGCAUUGAGGAGUUUUGGGAUAACCAAGAGCAUAGCCGUCACGCGGCCUGGUAUGGAUUAUACUUUCUCUUUCAAGCCGCCUUGAUUCCUUGUCUCUGCCUUCGAAAUGAAUCAUCAGCUGAAAAAGCAGGCGACUGGCGGAGCCAAAUUCGCAUCACUCUCAAGGUCAUAGCCGCCAUGAGCUCCCUAAACGCCAGCUGUUGGCGGUGUCACCAGAUCCUCUCCGACCUGUGCAGCAAACACAUUGACAGCAGCCCACCAAAACAUUUUGAAACGUCUUCAAAGACGCCUCCGUUGCAAAAGAUGUAUCAAGAGCACAGCUUGCCCCAGCCAGCACACCAAGCUGCGUCCCCUUGGCCUACUAGCCAGCCUUGGGGGCAAAAUCCGGAAAUGCAGAUCAACAAUGUUAUUAGCAUGAUGUGGCCAAGCGUUCCGGCGCUGGAAGCGGCUGACGUAGGAAUGGCGGACGACACAGGAUGGAUGGAUUUCUGCGAUCUGGAAGCGGCGGUUAUUGGUGAUGCUUGGGCAAGAAUCAUGAACCUUCCGGGGAGAUGA
Molecule: messenger RNA, 2616 nt
Organism: Ustilaginoidea virens
Lineage: Eukaryota; Fungi; Ascomycota; Sordariomycetes; Hypocreales; Clavicipitaceae
Exons: 4
Coding region: 1-2616 (871 amino acids)
Biological process (GO): positive regulation of transcription from RNA polymerase II promoter by galactose; DNA-templated transcription
Cellular component (GO): nucleus
Molecular function (GO): zinc ion binding; DNA-binding transcription factor activity, RNA polymerase II-specific; RNA polymerase II cis-regulatory region sequence-specific DNA binding
Source: RefSeq, a predicted model, not a curated record